UUGUCCUAAAUCACAUGACGCUGACGUCACGCGGAAUGCGGACCACAAAUGCAUAAUUGUCCGAAAUAACUGACCCGAAAACAAAGUGACAGAGCCGCGGGAGCAUGCCUCGUCUUCUCUGCUGCUGCUGCUGCGUCCCGAGGCAAAACUCCGGGGACGAGGAGAGGCAGCCUCUCCUGCAGCCCAGGACAUCUGAUCCAAAUGAAGCAGGAUCAGCCAGACAGAUCCAACCAGCAAGCAGUGCUCAGACCGUCAGGCGGAUUGCCAGUAUGGUGAUGAGGCGAGUGGGCGUGCCAGAGUUGGACCAGAGGUUUUCCGAUGUGGCCGAGACCUUUAACGAACAGCAGCAGAAUUAUGAGGCCAUGGUCCGACACAUCAGCAGCCUGCGACAGAACUGUGACUGUGGCCACAGUGAUACCCUGGCUAUUGCUGAAUGUGUGGGGAAGAUCAGCGAGCAGCACCACGCCACAUACAAAGUCUCUCUUAAGAUGAACGGCUAUGACUUCUCCCUCAGUGUGGUCCCCGACAGCAAUCGCGAAGAGGAGCCACUGCCUCCACGUCUGAAGUUAGCUCAGGAUGAGCUGAGGGGCACCUCUGAGAGCGCCAGAGCCACCAUCUCGCGGGGCACCACACUACAAGAGUUGUUCGCCUGGCUUCUCCGCAGCAGGGAUCAAAUGGCAGAGCAAGUGAAGGGAGCAGCUCCAUCUUACCAGGAGCAAGGGAGACUGAGUGAGAACCUGGAGGAGAACAUGAGGGAAGUGAGGAGGGCGAAGGAGUUGUCAGUGGGAUACAGACAACGAGCCGGAGAAGUCCUCACAGAGGCUGCACAGAUUGCAGGGGCUAAUUUGUAGUUUAUGCACAUUUUAAAUGAUUUCAUUGAAUCCACUUAUUAAAUUGUAUGUAUUUGAUACCUUUACAAAGAUUAUACACACGCUGUAACACUCAUGGGUAUAACAUUCAGAGUAGUAGAAAGGUUACUGCUAUAGCUCAGACUAAACAAAACUUCUUCAAUCGCAAUCACAGGAACAGUCUGAGAAUAUUUAAAUUGCACAAGGUUUUCAAAUAUCAGUAAUCAGGAUUUCUACCCUGACAACUGCAGCAACCCUCCCUCCUCCUCCACUUCGUGCUCAUGCAGCUGAGCGCCAAACGGCUGCAGCCACUUCUUCUCUGACCAGCAGCCAGAGAGCGUUCAUUGAACACAUUCACUUUUAUGAGAACGAUGAACUCAAUGACAAAUACACUUUUAUGAGAACGAUGAACUCAAUGACAAAUACUGUCAUUAAGAUUAAGAUGCAUUUAUUAGUCCCAAACACAUGCACAGACAUGCACAGACAUGCAAAGGCACACUCAUGCAGGUAGGGAAAUUUAACUUCUGCUUUUGACCCAUCUGGUGCAGGACACAGAGCAGUGAGCGACCAUGUACGGGGCUCGGGGAGCAGAUGUUGGGGGAGAAAGGUCCCUUGCUCAGGGGCACUAGACAGGGUAGGGAGACUGUAGGUCUAGGAUUUUUGGACAGAUCAAUCCAGGUCCGUCUUUUGUUGUCUCUCCGUGGAGUCGAACCAGAGUCGAACCAGAGACCUUCUCUGCCCAUAUUCCAAGUUUCUGCCACUAGACCACCGGCUAUCCCAAGAACUUUUGGAUCGUAAACAGAUGCACACACAGGCAGCUAAAUUUGUAAGCUAUAAAAAACUAUAAAAAUAUAUAAUAAAAAUAUCAAAUGAGUCCUGUACUGAUAGCAUAUCAUGUCAUAUCGUCACAAAUAAACAUUAAUGAUGUCCACAAUCGGGGUGAUUCUUACCUCUAUAUUGUUCUUUCUUCUCCUCCUCUACUUUGCGGUGCUUUCUGAAUUGUGCACCUGAUCAUUUAAUCUUUUUUUGAUUAAUCUUUGACCCUAACCGCAGUCUAUCACCGCAGCGUGUACGUCAGGGACCUGACUGUUCACACAGGGAGUCAUCCAGGAGGAUGUUGUAGAUGCUGGCUUGCCUGUCCACGGAGCCACGGGUGGUGACAUCAGCAAAUGUCCCUACUAUGCUGCCAAAAUGAGUAGGUUUUCAUACCUCUCUUUGUAUGCAUCAUGCUGCUUUGAGGAACUGUUGUGAAGUGAAAUGAAACUCCCUUCUUUUUUUUCUGUUCAUGCUGAAAUAAAGUGGCUUCACUUGG
Platichthys flesus (European flounder) is the source of this 2160-nucleotide messenger RNA. RefSeq lists its product as uncharacterized. The transcript is spliced from 4 exons. NCBI's taxonomy places the organism in Eukaryota, Metazoa, Chordata, Actinopteri, Pleuronectiformes, Pleuronectidae. Bases 105 to 851 code for a protein of 248 amino acids. The record is from RefSeq and is a predicted model, not a curated record.